Molecule: messenger RNA, 1085 nt
Organism: Bipolaris sorokiniana ND90Pr
Lineage: Eukaryota; Fungi; Ascomycota; Dothideomycetes; Pleosporales; Pleosporaceae
Exons: 1
Coding region: 103-921 (272 amino acids)
Source: RefSeq, a predicted model, not a curated record
AGGACGUGUUCGAAAAGAGUCUCGAUACACCAUUUCCGUACUCUUGCACUAUAUUCAAUAUUCAUCCUGGAUAUAAGUGCAGUCACCAGUGAAGCCACCGCCAUGACAUCCGUUAUUGCCAAAGAGAUUGCCCUAAUCACCGGCGCGAAUUCUGGAAUUGGCUUCGAGAUAGCACAUCAACUUCUCCAAAAAGGCACCUAUCACGUCCUCCUGGGUUCCCGCAACAUCAGCAGAGGUUCUACGGCCCUGCAAGAUCUGCAAGCACGUAACCUCCCCGGCAGCGCCGAGCUGAUGCACCUCGAUGUGCAAAGCGACGACCAUAUAAAUCAAGCCGCUGCACAUAUUCGAGAAAAGCAUGGCAAACUCGACAUUCUCUUCAAUAACGCCGCCGUCGCGCUUCCAGAAGGGGCAACAGAGCGCGAAAGGAUGGCUGCAGCCUUCGACAUCAAUGCCACUGGUCCGUGGCUCCUCGCAAAAGCACUCAUACCCCUUCUCAAGAGAAGCGAGAACCCCAGGAUCAUCAACAUAUCCUCUGGUGCUGGAAGUAUUGGUCGGCGACUCUUCCCAGAAAGCCCAAUGUACAAGAUCCAAGGCAUUCCGUAUCGUGCAAGCAAGGUGGCUUUCAACAUGCUGACCGCAUGCCUGUACGUUGAGUUUGGACUCGGCGUGAAGCAGACCGAUGCGACAGAGCCGGAGUCGGGCAAGGAUGACGCUGGGGCUAUAGGGGGAACAGACAAGAAGAUCAAGGUCUUUUGCUAUGACCCUGGGUUCACAGUAUCUAACCUCGGACCGUACAACAAGCAAGAGUUUGGUGCGCGAAGUGCUGAGAAGACGGUUGAUAGUGUCGUGGAACUUGUGGAAGGAAAGAGGGACGCAGAGGUGGGCAAAUUUAUACAUAAUUCUGGUGGGUAUCCGUGGUAGCCUGAGGUUCCUUCUACGAAGGGAAUAUUCGUGCUGGUAGAUGGUAUUAAGUUAGAGUUUGCAUAUUGAGAAUCCUGGGGAUGAUUGGCGGGGUGAAGGAACAGGCCCCACACUUUUAGGCACCCAACGCCUAUACAGCCUUACUGUGUAACACGUUUACCUAC